Geodia barretti is the source of this 2697-nucleotide messenger RNA. The record is from the annotation of a GenBank genome assembly. NCBI's taxonomy places the organism in Eukaryota, Metazoa, Porifera, Demospongiae, Tetractinellida, Geodiidae.
GUUCAGUGGAAGAGGAGAGCCUAAGCGGAGAUAAAGGUAAGACGGAAGGUUUGAAGUACGAAGGAGUAACUCUUUCGCCAGCGUAUGGUCCUGGCCACCUCAGCUCGAGACCAGUUCAGAUCAGCGAGUACGGUCGGACGCCGAGAGCGGCCUGAGAGAGUUCGAAGCAGGCUUCAUUCGCCUUCUCGACAAGCUUACCCAUGGCUCAAAUACAAGUCAAUGAAACAGGUACUACCUGUUACAGACCAGGUCUUGCUGGUGGGUGGGACGCUGGGAACAUGAUGUCUCGCAGCGGUCCAUCGGCUAUUCCUAGAACCCUCGUUCUCCUGGCCCCCUUCGCUAAGAAACCAAUCAAAGUCCCCUCGCGGAACACAACAGCUCUAAUGACCCUUCAGAUGCAGUUUCUACGUCACAUGAGGGACUUCUUCAAUCUGAUGUAUAAGAUAGUGGCGAAAGAAGAGGAGAUGAGCCAGACAGAGGGUGAUGGGAGAGAGGAGGAGGAGGAGGAGAAGGAUGAUAGAGAUGAUGAGUACAUUGUUAGACAGCUAGUCACCUUGUCUUGUGUUGGUGUAGGGUUUUCCCAAUGUCAAGACAUCGUACUACAACAAGACGAAAGUUUGAGCCGCCCGAUCUGCCUCCUCCGUUUCAGUGGUGAACAUGAAAUCUGUACCAUUGUGUCUGAUGCUGGUUCUUGCGGAGUCUGCCCUCUCAGAAGUUACGCGGAAACAUCCAGCACGUUAUACGGUACACUGCACGUGGUGAAUGACAACACAACCACUUCCCAACUCUACAAUUACACUGGUGUAACUGGAAACCGCACUACCUCUCCACUGUCCGAACCCUUUCCCCAAGACUGCACCACGUGUCUCCCAGGAUAUCCAACCGAACACUGCGACUAUGAAAAAGGCUACUGCGUCAAGCUGUCAGACGGCAAAUAUGCGAUAGUUGGUAUAAAUGGAUCCUUCCUGUACAACAGUCCACAGCAACUGAACACUCCUUGUACCCCACUGUACCUCCAUAGGCUGGAAGACGAAUCGUACGCAAUCAUCUGUCUCGAAUCUUCCUUUGACAUCCUGCGCUUCAAAGAUGACGGUAACCCCGAACUCGAUGGCCUUUUAAGUUACGUUGGAGCAGGUGGAAUCCUUGUAGAAGUUGUUGGCAAUAAUCGACAAGCUAACCUAUAUCAGGUGGGACUAGAACCUGGCUACAUUGCAACACGUGAGGUUAAACAGGACUUAGAUGGUUGGAUUUUUAUCCCCGAGAGCUGCGUAGCAGACUCGGUCUCGUUUCGCCCAACUUUCUCUCUGACAGGACUCUUCUUUCUUCAGUGCACAACAAACAGCAACGACCAAGCUUAUUUCUCGUGCUCGGUGACAAGCCACAAUUUCCAGAGGCUUGAUCUGUGUGCCAACCCUCUCCCUUCUCCCCCUGAUUCUACUGGUGGCGAUACGUUUACCACAGCAUGUGGUGACAUCCUCACAGUCUACAACACUAUCGACGUUUCUCAAAACCGCUCUCUAUCGUUUGACGGCAGUAUUGCCUCGGAGUCCACUUUGGAUAGAAACACCCGGCUAAUCCACGCAGGGAAUUCGCAACAUCUAGUUAGUUUGGAUAUGUUGUUGAAGGACAACGGCUCAAGUGCGGCAGUGACGUUAGAAAGCACUCCCAACUGCUCGAUUAGUAAGCUCAUAGCUCCAGACGUAUAUGCCACGGCCUGCCAGAGCAACUCAUUCUAUGUCAUAAGAUUGGACAAUGUAUCCAGUGGGCAACAUUUAGGAUCGAUGCAGGGUCUAACAGAAGAGUCACGUGACAUUUUGUUUGAGGCACAGGAAGCACCAACUUCCCCUCCACCAGAAAUCGCCGUAACAACUCGCUACACCUCUCCCACCCCAACCACCACUUCGACUGUUGCAACCGAUAUCGAUACUACCUCCACCACCACGGAACAGAAAUCAUCACCAACCAACCCACCAAACCACUAGAAGGAAAACUUCCGUGUCAACUGAAGCGUACGCUAUUGCAGCGGUGGUGGUAGUGAUAGCAGUUACAGUCAUCAUAGUAGUAUUGGUUUUUAUCUUCAAGUGCCGGGCAAAUAAGAGGUCGCAGUUUUCUACCUUUGCAUUACGAUGCAGGAGAAGGCAUCCAACCGAGGAAGCAAAUAUAGAAAACUCAAGCAGAAUCAUCGCAGUUCGUAACCCCACUGACCCACAAUCGAGCUUAGCCUCGUCACAGUCGAGUAGCGCAAGUUCAGUAACGACUGUUGCGAUACCAGAGAGUGGUUCACAGUCACGGACAUGGACAUAACAGACUGCUGUAUAUACCUGCAUGCAUGUAUGUGUGGUUUAUGAGUGUGUUAGGACUAGCACACUGCCACAAUGUUGUGUAUAUUUUUUUUAUGUACCUGCAUGUAUGUGUGGUUUAUGAGUGUGUUAGGACUAGCACACUGCCACAAUGUGUGCAUACUUUUUGCCUGUUUGUCAUUCACCUUUAUCAUUUCCUGGCCCUGUCAUCUCAUUGUCAUACUUCAUGGCUGUAACAUGCCCUAAAUGUCACAUGGUAUGCUCAUGUAUAAUAGCUUAUGGCCCUGUGUAUGACCUAACGUUUAUUUCAGUCCAUGGCCAAUGUAUGACUGGUAAUGUGUAUGUUAUUUCACCUCUUACUAACUUCUUCACGUGUUAUCAACAUUCUGAAAAACGA